ACAGUGAUGAGAAACUGAUCGAACUCAUCCUGCCCGGAUAUAUAUAAAGAAAACGCUAACCAUCAAAACCACUAUAUACUCUCACUAGCUCCCUUUGGCUUUAAGAAUCAAAUUCUGAAGUCUAGCGUAAUGUUUUCUCUCAAAGAGAUGCCCUCCACCGCCUCCACAUUGUUCUCCGCCUAUGCAUCCUUCGCCGCCUCCAUGAUGAUGGUACGGUCCAUGGCCAACGAGAUCGUCCCCUACGAGCUCCGCUCCUACCUCAGCUCUGCCUUGAAUUACCUAUUCGCCGCCCGCUCCUCCACUCUCACCCUCGUCAUCGAAGAGUGCUGCGGUAUGGCCCGCAACCAGGUCUACGAAGCCGCUGAGGUCUACCUGCGCACCAAGAUAAGCCCCGCCACGGACCGCCUGCGGGUCAGCAAGACCCCACGCCAAAAGCACUUCAGCGUGGACAUCGAGAAGGGCGAGGAGAUCAAUGACAAUUUCGAGAACCUCCCCGUCAAGUGGCGGUUCGUUUGCACCGAACCCAAGGAGGAACAUCGUUCGGCCAGCAACGAGAAGCGCUUCUUCGAGCUGAUCUUCAACAAGAAGUUCAAGGACAAAGUGUUCGAUUCUUACCUGCCGUACGUUCUGCUCAGGGCCAACGCUAUCAGAAUGCAACACAAGGUUGUCAAGCUGUAUAACCGCGAGUGUCCGUGUCCGUCCGACGACGUGGACGGAGCUUGGGGCAUGUGGGGUUCCAUCAAUCUGGAGCAUCCGUCCACUUUCGACACGUUGGCCAUGGACCCGGAGCUCAAGAACGCCAUCGUUGACGACUUGGACAGGUUUCUCAGGAGGAAGGAGUUCUACAAGAAGGUCGGGAAAGCUUGGAAGAGAGGGUACUUGUUGUACGGUCCGCCUGGUACGGGUAAAUCGAGCUUGAUUGCGGCCAUGGCUAAUUACCUCAAGUUCGACAUCUAUGAUUUGGAGCUGACGAGUAUUUACAGCAACUCCGACCUGAGGAGGAUUAUGUUGUCCACCACCAAUCGGUCUAUUCUCGUGAUUGAGGAUAUUGAUUGUAGCGUGGAGAUUCCGGAUCGCCAUAAGGCCCAUAAUCCUGAUGAGUUUCAAGCUUUUCCCAGGGUGACGCUCUCGGGUCUACUGAACUUCAUUGACGGUUUGUGGUCAAGUUGCGGGGACGAGCGAAUCAUUGUGUUAACCACGAACCACAAGGAUCGGCUCGACUCUGCCUUGCUACGUCCCGGUCGAAUGGACGUGCACAUUAACAUGUCAUAUUGCACGAGUCGUGGGUUCAAGAUCUUGGCCUCUAAUUACCUCGGCAUCCAUCAGGGCAGUGCCCACCACCUCUGUGGAGAAAUUGAGGGCCUAAUCGACAGCACAGAGGUCACCCCAGCCGAGGUUGCCGAGGAACUAAUGAAGAGUGAUGAUGCCGACGUUGUGUUUGGAGAGCUUGUUAAUUUCCUCAAACGUAAGAAGGUUGCAAGCAACGAAAUGAAAGUUGAAGAAGGGGCUAAGAAGACUGAAGAAGAUCAACAAGCAAAGAGGUUGAAACUGAUGAGAGUUGCUAGAAACUUUAGGAGAAAAGCUGUGAGAGGAAAGAUGAAGAGGAAGAGUUAGCGGGCGAUGAGCCAACUAGUGUAAAACAGUAUAUAUUAAUUACUUCAUAUCUUCAAUGGGCUUAUAAAGUUAUAAUGGGGAUGCCCUUGGAAAGCAGCAAUCACUUAUUUUCCGAUUGCAACUCUUUCUUAUAUGAAUUUGGAAACAUAUAUCAGAGUUAUGCUCAAUCAAU
Messenger RNA from Alnus glutinosa, 1786 nucleotides. RefSeq names its product AAA-ATPase At2g18193-like. The transcript is spliced from 2 exons. Bases 130 to 1614 code for a protein of 494 amino acids. Lineage: Eukaryota; Viridiplantae; Streptophyta; Magnoliopsida; Fagales; Betulaceae. Gene Ontology annotation, molecular function: ATP hydrolysis activity; ATP binding. The record is from RefSeq and is a predicted model, not a curated record.